CUCUCUGUUGAAGUUGAGUGAUGCUACUGGCUGGCGACUGUUCUGACUUGCUCUCCUGCGCCCUUUUAGAGUUGACAGACGCACUGGCCGCUCUGUCGCCAUCAAGAUUAUCGACGUUGAAAAUGCCGAAGACGAGGUCGAAGACAUUAUCCAAGAAAUCGCCAUUCUGUCCGAACUCCAGUCACCAUAUGUGACCAAAUACUACGGAUCCUAUGCAAAGGGCGCCGAGCUAUGGAUCGUCAUGGAGUUUUGCGCAGGCGGCAGCUGUGCUGACCUGAUGAAGCCAGGGAUCAUGGGCGAGGAUUACAUCGCAAUCAUCAUAAGGGAGUUGCUGAUGGGCCUGGACUAUCUCCACGCGGACAAGAAACUACAUCGUGACAUUAAGGCGGCUAAUGUCUUGCUGGGGGCCAACGGGCAGGUCAAGCUGGCUGAUUUUGGCGUCUCGGGCCAGCUCUCAGCUACCAUGACGAAGAAAAACACAUUCGUUGGAACCCCCUUUUGGAUGGCACCGGAGGUCAUUAAACAAUCUGGAUAUGAUCACAAGGCUGAUAUUUGGUCACUCGGUAUCACAGCUCUCGAGCUGGCGAACGGCGAGCCUCCUUACGCCGACAUUCAUCCCAUGAAGGUUUUAUUCCUCAUCCCCAAGAAUCCACCGCCAAGGCUGGAGGGGAAUUUUACAAAGGCCUUUAAAGAUUUUGUCGAAUUGUGUCUGCAGCGCGAUCCAAAGGAACGACCGACUGCGAGAGACCUCUUGCGACAUCCGUUUAUUCGAAAGGCAAAAAAGACGACAUACCUCACAGAGUUGAUUGAGCGACAUACCAGAUGGGCGGCGACACAUAAAACAGAAGAAGAGGAUACAUGGGAGGUCAGCGAGAGCGCACCUCCGGAGAGGACGCGGGUGAAUGAAGACAUGUGGGACUUUGGCACCGUUAGGCUUGUCAAUGAUCGUGGUGGUGUCGUCAACCGGCCGAGUAAGCUCAACCCGCUCGGUGCAAGUGCUACUAACACGAGAGCCGGACGGUCAUCCGAGAACUCGGAUGAUUACGGCGAGAGGCGGCGCGAGCCAUCAAGCCCAACAAAGUUGAGACCAGAACAUGUCCUCCAGCCCAGUGAUACUCUCAAAGCAGCCAAUGCAUCCAGCGCAGGAACAUCACGGCAAUCCAGCCCACAGCGCAAACCGAUACCUCAUGCUGUACAGCGCGGAUUUGUAUCGAAAGCAGCGCCCCCGCCCCCUAGCCCUGUCGUGGUGAAGACCUCAAGCUGGGACAUCCAGGGUUCCACACCAAAGACGCCAAAGAUUGCUCCGGCACCAGUGCUGGCCCCGGCGCCAGAACCUCCCUCGCCCGAUUAUGACCGAGAAUUGCAAGCUCAGCUCCAGCGCGAUAUGGGAAUACUGAAUCUGAAUAUAGAGUUGCCUGAACCUGCACCAACACCGUCGCCCCCUCCCCCCGCAGCUCCCGCGCACCGAGUCAUUUCCAUACCUCCUGGAUUUGAGAGGCCGGUGCCGCCAGCUCAUGGCGUUUCACCUCGAUCAACAAGCACAAAGUUUACGCAUUACGACGUGCCUGAAAUUCCACCAUACAGGGGUCCAUCCCCUAAACCACCACCGCCUCAAGCUACUGUUGAAAAGCGAACGGUAACACCGGUCAUGGCGGCUCAUACUUCAGCAUCUAGGGUAUCUGCUUCAUCGCCCAAGACUACCGAAAAACGAACGGUCACUCCGGUCAUGGCGCAUACUUCAGCAUCCAGAGUAUCUAACUCAUCACCUCAUACAACUGAAAAGCGGACGGUAACACCGGUCAUGGCUCAUACUUCGGCUUCCAGAGUACCAGCUUCAUCAACAACUGCGCCUCCGCCUAAUGCUGCUGCGCAUGCGCCAUCAGCAUCGGUAUCGUCAAUGCGAUCACAGGGUAAUUCUUCAGGGAUGUUAGAUAACUUUCCUUCGGCCCCGGCUGCAAACCCUAACGGGGAACUUGAUGCACUCAACGAUGUCAUCUUUCCCGCUCUGGAAGAGGCGCUCAAGAGACGGCAGAUUCGACUUCAACAGAUGUAUAGAUCUGUUCAGAAAGGGUCAACAAUGUCAGCCAAACAACAGCGAGCCGAGGCUUCUCACGAGAAAGUCCGCAAACUUGUCUAUAAGCUGGCACACGUUUGCAAGGAGAUUGAUUACCACGACAAAGCUGAACCCGUAGGUAUGGGCCGUGACGUGGGCAACUUUCUGGAGGGGCUGCUUGAGGAGAUUUUGGUUCGAGUCGAGCCGCUGGAUGAGGAAGAGGUGUAGACGAUGUGGAGAGAGACGAACGAUUUUUGUACGGAAUAGCCUUGAAUGAACUAACGAACUGUACUGUUUCUGGGAAC
Molecule: messenger RNA, 2358 nt
Organism: Trichoderma asperellum CBS 433.97
Lineage: Eukaryota; Fungi; Ascomycota; Sordariomycetes; Hypocreales; Hypocreaceae
Biological process (GO): protein phosphorylation
Cellular component (GO): cytoplasm
Molecular function (GO): ATP binding; protein serine/threonine kinase activity
Source: RefSeq, a predicted model, not a curated record